Molecule: messenger RNA, 1419 nt
Organism: Brassicogethes aeneus
Lineage: Eukaryota; Metazoa; Arthropoda; Insecta; Coleoptera; Nitidulidae
Source: the annotation of a GenBank genome assembly
CUCCGAAGUGUUAUCAGCUGUCAUUCAACAUAUGACAUUUGUCGAUAUAUUUACAAACAAAUAAUUGUUCAAAUUACGCGUUAAAAAGUUUGUCAGUGAAAAAUGUCUUCUGCGGAAGAUGAAAAUGACAACUACGAAGAAAUAGAGAACGGGCACAUAUCGUCCGAAUCGAAUUUCACCGAUGAAGAAGACACUUCAGAUGAGCCUAAUGAGAACAGUGAGGGUUAUUUUAACACGGACCUGCCUGUAGCGCACAGGUAUUUGGGCAAAUUAAACAACACAAGCAAAUACACAGUGUAUGAUGAUGGAGAAAUAUUGGAAAUAUUGGCAAUACACACCAAUACAUUGGUUUUUCCUGGUUUCACUCUACCUUUAAUCAUGAAUAAUCACUUUGAGAACACUGUCAUUCUCUCCUACAUACAAAAAAGCAAAUCAAUUGCCUUAAUUGCUGCAGAUGCUUACUAUAAGAAAAUCUACACUCAUGGUACCAUAUUGGAGAUUUUUGAGCACAAUACAAAAAAUGGGGUUUUAAAUUUGAAGGCCAGGGGUAGGCAAAGGUUCCGUUUGGUACCCGGCAGUGAAAUCAAGAAUUUGGCCGGUAGAUUGCAAAUGAUACAAGUGCAAGCUUUGGGGGAAAGACCGAUAAACUCGCCCCUCAUGGAUACACAGAUGUUGACUUUAAAGUCCAAAAGAGGUUACACAUCGCAGAAUUUUAGGUACUUUACUAAAUUGGAUAAAUAUCGAAGUUUUCACCUGGCCCAAUAUCCAUUUCCAAAGUAUGUGUAUGACAAUUACGAAAUUGCCAGACCUGUUGAGAUAGUUUUAAGCGCACUGUCUAAUUAUGAAUAUCUACCCAAAGAUCCAGUACAGUUGUCCUAUUGGUUCCCACAAAACUAUCAGCUGAAUCACGAGGAAAGACUGUAUUUCAUGAGUGCUGACUCCACAUUGGAAAGACUGAAAUUAGCUUGUAAACUGCUGAAAAGGUUGAGACACAUUUGUUGUAAAAAGUGUGGAGAAACAAUAAGUAAUCCUUCUAAAGUUUUCUCUAUGUCUAAAGAUGGCAUACAGAGUAACUAUGUUAACCCAGGUGGACAUGUUUAUGAAACUGUUACUGUUUCCGAGGCAGAACAUUUUUCGCUUAUAGGCUCUCCUUCAAAGCAGUUUUCAUGGUUUCCAGGAUACGCCUGGACCAUAAUGCAGUGCUCGCACUGCUGCGGCCAUUUGGGCUGGAAGUUCAGCAGCUCGCACCUGAAGCCGAAGGUGUUCUACGGGCUCGCGAACAACGGCUACAAGAUCGAGGUGGCCGAGCACCCGGACGACUUCGCGCACUUCGAGCACGAGGAACUUCACGGCGACCUCGGCGACGACUCGAUCACCUACACCGACGGCUUCUACUGGCGCCGGCACAACUACGUGUGA